CCGAGCGCGCGCUCUGAAUCGCGUGUGACCCAUUGCACGGUUUGUCGCCCUGUUCCAAGGUAGUGCAUUGCACAUAUCUAGAUUGAAGAUGGCUGAUGAGAUGUCCAUGGUCUCGUCCAUGUCUGGAAUAACCUCAGAGAUGAGCACCCAGUCGGCCGGCACAGGUGGUAACGUGCAGACCGCCGACGAGGGCACUGCAAGGUAAAGACGUUUCUUGUCAGCUAAGGGACUACAAGAAAUUUCUUUUCGUCCUUGUUCCAUGCGCCGUACUCUUUCUGAUAGCAGGUGUAGGUGUAGUAAGCUCCAUCAUCAUUCAAGGAGGGGGAGGGGCAUCGGGAGGAGGAGAACCUGGUACAGAGGAUGAGGAUCAAAAUGAUCAUUACAACGACGCAUAUGCGGCCCAGGAUAUCACUCCCAUGUCCCCUACCACGACAACGACCACUACUACCACCACCACAACUACUACCACCACAACGACUACGACAACCACUAGGAAACCGCUGCCUGCCAAUUUCCUGCUCUGCAGUAGAACCUACAUUCGAAUCAUGGACGAUGGAUACUGCGAAACUGGCCCAUGUGACAUGGGAGUUUUAUCAGCGGAUUCUCCUCACAUCAACCUGACGGGCUUGGAGGAUAGUUUGGCUGCGUCCAAUUUGCCCGAGGGUCUACAAUUGUGGCACAAGAACAUCGUAAAGAAUAUAGCGUCCACGACUACGAUGUAUGGCUUGGACUUCACAACAACAUUCAGGCGUAGUAGCCUCGAUCGACUCAAAGGAGAAGCAGGUGCGCGAAGGUUUAACACGUUGUGGGAAAUGAACAUUAUGAACUUUGGUGUCCUGGACACAAAUCUGACAUCCCGCACCACCAGUGCAGAAAUAGACGAAGUGAUUACAACUGUAAAGUUGUUACAAGAACUUCAACUUGCCAAGAUGAAACAGGACGGUAACCACACAGGUUAUCACUUCAUAGGAGUAGCUCCUAUUUACGAAAAGGACCCAGACGAUAUAAUGAAGAACCAUUUUGCCAGACUCAUCCGUGAACUUCAUCCAGACAUCGUCCUUUUUCGAACAACAGACCUAUUGCCGGACAGGACCUCAGUCACGCGUGCCAUGUUUGGGCCAUCACCGUGGGCGGAAGCUGUUGGUCAGCCGACAUUCGUAAAUAGCUUGAAGUUCAUGCACCAAGUGACAUUGCCCGAGGGGACGAAACCACUCCUCUCCUUCAGCAUGGCUGUGUGGUUUGUACGGGUCCACGAAUAUGCGAUCGUCCGAGGCUGGGACUAUUUCAGCGCAGCUCAUCUCAGAUGCCUUUACAAAGAAGGCGAGGUUGAGUUUGAAUGCUCUAUGGGCAGUUUCUUCUCGGACAUAAUGCGGCCACCAAAUGACUGCGACUAUGCGAGGUUCCAGAGAAGAGUUAGGAGUGACGACUUUAACAUAGUCGCAUGGUACGACCCACAAGAAACAAAGAGAAUGAAGAUCUGUUUGUCUACAGUGAAGCACAACUUCAGCGGUGGAUGGGCGGUGUUUGACACUAACAUCCUUCAAGAUCGUCCUUUUUGUUCUAGGCACACACACAAGUGUGACCAGAUGGACUUAAUGCGGCAGUACGUGGAUGUCGCCCAUACAUGGAGCAGUUGCACGCUAGAUAAGUGCUUUCACUAGCGCACACUGGAAUAAAGGCAUAACUAC
This is a messenger RNA of Ornithodoros turicata, 1688 nucleotides long. RefSeq lists its product as uncharacterized. The transcript has 13 exons. The record is from RefSeq and is a predicted model, not a curated record. The coding region runs from base 417 to 1661 and encodes 414 amino acids. Lineage: Eukaryota; Metazoa; Arthropoda; Arachnida; Ixodida; Argasidae.